This is a messenger RNA of Symbiodinium sp. CCMP2592, 2574 nucleotides long. The record is from the annotation of a GenBank genome assembly. NCBI's taxonomy places the organism in Eukaryota, Dinophyceae, Suessiales, Symbiodiniaceae.
AUGGCGGCCGCUUGCGCUUGUGGUCCUGCACCAGUGCUUCCGAAGCGCAUAGGCAACCAGGACUUGGAGAAAAUGACGUCGACGACUCGUUUGCAAGCCGCCGAAGUUAAGGCGCUUUAUGCCCGCUUUCGGCGGCUGGCACCCUCAGGCUAUUUGCUUCAGCAGCAGUUCCAACAAACCAUGGGCGUCAUGGGACUCACAGACGACCAUUUUCUCGUCGAUCGGAUGUUCCAGGUGUUCGACACUGAUCACGAUGGCAAGCUGAGUUUUAUAGAGUUCGCCUCUGCGCUGGCCAUUAUGAUCCGCGGCACCGAGGAUGAGAAGCUCGCGUUUAGCUUCCAGAUAGUCGGCGGCAAGGAGGCAUCCGGCGUGCGGCUGGAGGACUUCCAACAACUGGUGGCGUCCUACAACCGGAUGAUGUCAUCACUCGUGGCACCGACCGGGCGGCUGACUUCCGACGAGGAUGUGAAGCGCUUGUUUCAUGAGCUGGCAUCGGCCCGAGAUGGAACCGAGGAGGAAGUCAUCAGCUUGGAUGCUUACAAGGCGGCUGCACAGGAGAAUGGCGACUUCCUGUCAUGCCUUGGGCUUGAGCCCACGGGUGGCCGAGCUGUGGCCAAGAAGCCGCAGAAGCCAGCUCCAGUUCCGGAGGUCCAGGCACCUUCUGCCGACGGAGUGUAUGUUCCACGACAGCAUCUUGAGGAGCUUCAGCGACGUGUGCUCACGCUUCAGAAAGCGCUGGCUGCUGAGCAGAGGAGAAGUUUCCUGGGGAGAUUGCCGGCCGACCCGCCGUCACCGGUGCCGGAAGAACCGGCACAGGAAGACAGCUACCCUUGGUGGAUGCCCACUUGCGGCUGCACGCCCAUGACAAGAAUGACGCAGUUGCCUUGUGAGGCACGGGGUGAGAUCCUCGACUGCGAGCCCGCAGCACCAACCGCAGCCAUGGCAGCCACAAGCGAAGCUCACUCUGGCCCAGAAGCUUUCUCAGAUGAGCAGGAGGAUCUCUAUCAUGAGGUCAAUGCCCUGAUGCGGCUGUGUGCCAAGUGGACAGACUCGGAUCGCGGACUCCAUGUGGAAUCGGUCGCGCCAGAUCCCUUCAUGCCUCAAGUGCUCCAAGAAGAGCUCAGGACCUACAGUCGACAAAGGCAGUACUCAAGAGAUGUAUCCCGAGAGUCAGACGACAGCAGGGCCUUUGCCAACCAGAUGCCGCAAUCGCCGCAGAAGACCUCCAAGAAAUCUGCGGGCGUCCAUGUGGCUGUCACUGCUGCAUCUCGGGAGAGCGAUGGUCAGGGGCCAGCCAUCCAGGGAGGACGACAUCGAGCGCUCAGCGUUUCUUCGAGCCGUCAGCGCAGGCACCAUCGGCUGUUGGGGCCGAAGAAGGGCCUUGCUGUGCAUUUCGGCCACGAAAACUGGAACAUGGUGCUCAGCAUGAUGAUUGGCAUCCGGAUGUCUGUGGGACGUUCCGGGCAAGAGCUGCACAGAGAGCUGCAGCCUGUGGACUUCAUCAUGAAGGAGAAAUUCAGCAUCCUCCCGCGGUUGGCAAACAUCUUUGAUGCCACUGUGUCCAAGCGUGUCAAAGUGACUCGAUUCAUAGACUACGCUCCCAUGGUGUUCCAGCGGAUACGUGCCAGCUUUGGAAUCCACAGCGACGACUAUCUUCGCUCAGUCGGGCCCGAGCAGCUGCUGGGCAACAUGGUCUUGGGCAACUUGUCCUCCCUGUCGGAGCUGUCCUCCGAGGGCAAGAGUGGUGCCUUUUUCUACUACACAUCGGACGGGAAAUACAUGAUGAAAACCGUCACGCACAAGGAGCAGAUGUUGCUCAAGAAAAUGCUGAAGAAGUAUUAUGAUCACAUCACGCAGAACCAGGGCACACUUCUGGUGCGAUUCCUGGGGUUGCAUUGCCUCAGCGUCCACAAGAAUCGCAAGGGCUCGGCCGUCCAGAAAGUGUACUUCGUCGUCAUGGGAAAUAUGUUCAAUACCCCUUUCGAGAUCCACAGACGGUACGACCUCAAAGGUUCCUGGGUUGGCCGUGUCACGAAGGAGGAGGACAAAGAUCCAUCAGUUGCCCUCAAGGAUGUCGAUUUCACAAAGGCGAAUGAAUCCAUCCUGGUUGGUCCAGAACGGAAGGCAAAACUUGUGGCGCAGAUCGAGAAAGACAGCAUCUUCUUGCGGGACAAUAACAUUAUAGACUAUUCCUUGCUGUUGGGCGUCUACUUGCUUGGUGGCCCGUCUCCGUCCACCGAAGACAAAGGCGAGAACCCAGAGAGCUGCAUGGGGCUGAGGGGUGCCACUGCAACUGCGCAGAUGGCAACUGGGGCCACGGUCCGCAUGGCUUCAUCGGACGAACUGCAUGGCGAGGUUCCAUUCCAUCAAGCCCACAUGGGUGGCAUGCUGUCCUCUGACCAGAAGGUCUUGUACUUUCUGGGCAUCAUUGACAUCCUGACACCGUACGACAGCAGAAAACACUUGGAGCAUUGGUUCAAGGCGCUGCGCUACGACCGCAAAGGGGUUUCAUGCUGCCCUCCUGCCAUGUACGCGGAGCGGUUCAGUUCUUUCUUGAAGAACUGUAUACACUGA